Messenger RNA from Magnusiomyces paraingens, 531 nucleotides. RefSeq lists its product as uncharacterized. The record is from RefSeq and is a predicted model, not a curated record. Gene Ontology annotation, molecular function: succinate dehydrogenase activity; electron transfer activity. Gene Ontology annotation, biological process: mitochondrial electron transport, succinate to ubiquinone; tricarboxylic acid cycle. The coding region runs from base 1 to 531 and encodes 176 amino acids. Lineage: Eukaryota; Fungi; Ascomycota; Dipodascomycetes; Dipodascales; Dipodascaceae. Gene Ontology annotation, cellular component: membrane. The transcript has 3 exons.
AUGCUCGCUACUCGUCUUGCUCCCGCUCUUAGAGCCACCACCCUCAGAUCUGGUGCCAUUGGUCUUAGACCCGCCGCUUCUCUGUUUGCCAGACAAGUUUCUACUGUUAAGACCACAUUCGAUGAGGCCGAGGCUCUCCUCAGAAAGCAGCGUUCUAACCGCCCCGUCUCCCCCCAUUUGACUAUCUAUGAACCCGGUAUCACCAUGACCCUUUCCGGUAUCCACAGAAUUACUGGUGUCGCUCUCGGCUUUGCUUUCUACGCCUACGCUCUGUCAUACGUUGCUCUCCCUAUUCUCGGCUACCACGUUGACUCUGCCUCUUUGGCUGCUGCCUUUGGCGGUCUCCCCCUUGCUGCUAAGCUCGCCAUCAAGGGUGUCGCUGCUCUGCCCUUCACUUUCCACUUCUGGAACGGUUUCAGACACUUGAUCUGGGAUACCGCCCACGAGCUUACUGUCAAGGGUGUCUACAAGACUGGUUACACCGUCGUUGGCCUUACUGCCAUUUCCACCAUUGCUCUUCUUUUCAUUUAA